Molecule: messenger RNA, 1263 nt
Organism: Alternaria rosae
Lineage: Eukaryota; Fungi; Ascomycota; Dothideomycetes; Pleosporales; Pleosporaceae
Exons: 1
Coding region: 184-1107 (307 amino acids)
Source: RefSeq, a predicted model, not a curated record
CUGUCUAGGGGGUGCACGCGCCAUACCAUCUCAAACUUAGCGCCAUUCGGCGCGUCUACAUCAUCGCGACGCGUCUUCCUCCAAUAUAUACCCACCACUUCUCGCCUCUUCUGCCUCAAAACCCAACACCUCCGUCUGCAAACUUGUCGCAAAUACUUCGCAGCCUGGUCUCUUAUCGCAAAUAUGUCUCUCGUUACCUUAUCGUCCCUCCCCGACCCAGUCCUCCAUCUAAUAUCCGUAUACCUUGCGCCAGAUCGGCCCAGUGUCAACGACGUUGAAGAAGGCCAACAGUCAACACUUUACCGCCAUAUCAUCAAUCUCUCCUUGACGGCGCACUCACUAAAUCGCAUAUCGUCCAUACACAUCGCGAAAAACAUCAGCUUAACAGUCGCCUGCACGCGCUGGGAUCUGUUCCUACGCACCGUAACCUCGAAUCCCACCUACGCGUCGACCGUCAAAUACCUGAAAAUGAACGAAGGCACGAUCGACGACCACUACGGCAAACGUAUGGAGGCCAUGCUCACAGCGCUGAGUGGAUUGGAGGCACUGUACAUGCACCACAGCAAACGGAGCCACGCCAAUGCCAUCCAACAGCUUCUCACCUCAAAGCCACUGCCACUAUGGGAUACAUUGCAGGUACUUCGCUUCGACCACACCAACAAGUGGGGCGAACCGGCCAUUGUGCAACUCAAUUUCGAACGCAAAGAAAUAGACAAGAAAAACGGACUAGGCUUCAUAACUGGCACAGAGCUGCUCACUGGAGAACUAGAGGAUUUAAGCAUUCAUAGGUUUCUGGAUAUACCAGUCAUCUCUGGUGUCAAGGCUUCCACACGCGACUUUGAGAACGAUGGUGAUGACCAGGACGAUGCGGAUUGGGUGGACGAAGAGGAGGAUGAGGAAGCGGACGAAGAUAGCGAUGGCUGGAGUGAGCGCGACUAUGAAGAUAACAGCGAGGAGAGUGAUUGGGAUUCAGAGGAUGAGAGUGACUACGAAGACGAUUGGGAGGCCGAGUAUGGGUUUGCUGUACCAAAGGCUGAGCCCUCUAAGGAUCUGCCGGUUCCUAAUACUGCGGUCGUUGUCCCUGGGAAAAGCCUUCUGGACUUUUGAGGGUGCAUGCGAUGUGGAGAUGCUUUUUAAUGGGCUGAAGAGGCUAAUACUAGACUUCUUGUUGUGUAUUAUACUGCGUUACUUCUACCUGUUUAUAAAUUCUACUCAGGUAUUGAUUUUACCUACAUAUCACAACUAGAUCAUCAAACAGUGAGA